Messenger RNA from Grosmannia clavigera kw1407, 666 nucleotides. RefSeq names its product ribosome biogenesis protein. The transcript has a single exon. The record is from RefSeq and is a predicted model, not a curated record. Gene Ontology annotation, molecular function: protein binding. Gene Ontology annotation, biological process: endonucleolytic cleavage in ITS1 to separate SSU-rRNA from 5.8S rRNA and LSU-rRNA from tricistronic rRNA transcript (SSU-rRNA, 5.8S rRNA, LSU-rRNA); ribosomal large subunit biogenesis; ribosome biogenesis. Gene Ontology annotation, cellular component: nucleolus; nucleus; preribosome, large subunit precursor. Lineage: Eukaryota; Fungi; Ascomycota; Sordariomycetes; Ophiostomatales; Ophiostomataceae. The coding region runs from base 1 to 666 and encodes 221 amino acids.
AUGCCGGGACCGAUCGAAGAGCAGGCCAGCACGGCCGUAGCAGCGCUGGCCGCGCGUCCGAAGCUGGCCGUGGCCGUGGAGAAGCCGACGCCCUACAGUUUUGACCUGGGCCUGCUGCUGGCCAACGACACGAACCCGGUGCGGAUCGACCGGACGGCGUCGACGGCCACGGUAGAGGCGCAGCUGGCCGCGGUGGCGCGCGACGGCGCGCAGGCGCUGAUCAACCAGCUGCUAACGACGUGUCGGGUCGAGCGGACGGCCAGCGACGGCGUGCUGCUCAGCCUGCCGCCGGUCACGACGGCGCUGCCGCGUGAGAAGCCGCUGCCGCAGCCGAAGCCGCCGACCCGCUGGGAACAGUUUGCCGCGCGCAAGGGCAUCAAGCCCAAGACGCGCGAGCAGCGCCGCAACAUCCAGUACGACGACAAGACCCAAACCUGGACGCCCAAAUGGGGCUUUGGCGGCGCCAACAAGACCAAGGACGGCCAGGCCGACUGGCUCGUCGAGGUCAAGGACUGGCAGAAGGACGCCGAUCACGCCGCCAAGGGCACCUCCGUCCGUGGCGACAGCCGCCGCGAACGCAAGGAACACGUCCGCCGCAACGACCGCCGCAUGCGCCGCAACGAGCUACACGCCGCCUCGGCCGCCGGGACCCGGUCAAAAAAGUAG